AUGGUUGCCGCUAGAAGGAUCCAUUUCGAACCGUUCCUUUCUUCUGUCCUGGAAGUCCGCGCCAACGUCGUGGGCCGGCUGGCCCAGGUCAAGCUCGAAGCAGAGUCCAACGCUGUUGAGCCAAGCCUCCGUCGGUGUCUCGGCCAUCAUGGUGUAUUCAAGAAAUGCGUGACGGCAAGCCUGGACAGCCACACUCAGCCUGCUAAACCUGCUAAACCCUCGUCUCGGCCUGCGUCUCGAAUCGAGCCUGAACCGACGUCUCCAGCUCCUAAGCCUCGACAUGCACCUGAGCCCCGUUUUGUUGGCGUGCAGGUUGCCAACUUGUUCAAGGGAUUUACACGUUACCGCGUGCCCUCGGUGUCAAUCCCAAAGAGCAACCCGGAGGAUAACGAUCUGAUUCGCGUGCGAGCUCACGGUGCCUGGGAGUCUAGCAGCGUGGCUUUGAAAAGCAACCAUGCCUCUCCGAAAAUGUUCUUCGGACUUAAUCCUUUUGCACGAUUUAAGCAUAAAAGGGGGAAUAAAACUACUGGUGAUGAAUCCUUCAAGUGA
Aspergillus mulundensis is the source of this 549-nucleotide messenger RNA. RefSeq lists its product as uncharacterized. The record is from RefSeq and is a predicted model, not a curated record. The transcript has a single exon. The coding region runs from base 1 to 549 and encodes 182 amino acids. NCBI's taxonomy places the organism in Eukaryota, Fungi, Ascomycota, Eurotiomycetes, Eurotiales, Aspergillaceae.